GAAGUAAGUCACUCGCUCGUUCUACCCAUGUUUACCCACCAGCCGUCCUCUUUCCCUUUCUCCUUAUUUACCAUCUAUGCAUUCCCACCCCUACCCUCAUCAUUCAUGGCCUCAACAACCCAUGCCUCACUCCUUCUAUUUUCUAAUUCCCCCCCCCAUGCCAUUUGAUGCGACAUCCCCUUUAAACCUCACCUACCACUUCUACAUGUAACAAAUUAACACCACCUCUAACAUCAACAAACUAACCCAACCACCAGCAUCCGCCCUCCCCCCAAUGACCCUCACCUCCCUAAUCACCGCCCUGCACCUCCGCCCCUUCCAGCCGCUACCCAUGCUCUUCGCCCCGCUGCUGGUCUUCAGCAGCUACCUGACACUAGCCGGGUUCAAGAUUGACGGGGCGGGCAUGACGGCGGCGUGGAGCGGCAUGUAUGUGCUGCUAGCGGCGCGGCGGCGGCCUGGGACGAGGAUGGGCAUGGGAAGAGCACUUUCCCUGCGUGGAUUUGUGCGCGGUUCGGCCAUGGCGCUGGGCGCGGCCAACACCGUCGCGGGCGGCUACGUGUACGCCACGGGCAACAGGAAGCUUGAGGAGGAGGAGAGAAGGGAGGUUAAUCGGUGGGGGGUUUAUAGGGAUUGAUUUUUGUCGAUUGGUUUUGUUGGGGGUGACGGUGGUGGAGUGGUGGAGUGGUAGGAGUG
Messenger RNA from Canariomyces notabilis, 693 nucleotides. RefSeq lists its product as uncharacterized. The transcript has a single exon. Lineage: Eukaryota; Fungi; Ascomycota; Sordariomycetes; Sordariales; Chaetomiaceae. The record is from RefSeq and is a predicted model, not a curated record. Bases 275 to 634 code for a protein of 119 amino acids.